Molecule: messenger RNA, 1212 nt
Organism: Akanthomyces muscarius
Lineage: Eukaryota; Fungi; Ascomycota; Sordariomycetes; Hypocreales; Cordycipitaceae
Exons: 1
Coding region: 1-1212 (403 amino acids)
Source: RefSeq, a predicted model, not a curated record
AUGGGCGGCCUGGCCCAGCCGUCGACGCCGUCUCAUCCUUAUUUAGGAUCGCAGAUACCGCCCGGUGCUGACAACUACUUUCCCUUUCAUCAAGUCGUUCCAGAUCUCUGGCCCAACCAGUCACACGAACAAGUCCAACAGCUCCAUCAGCAACAAAAUCAUCAUCAACUGGGUCACCACCACCACCACCACCACCAACAGGAGGCAGUCUUUGAUCAAGAUUCAGCUGCACCCCUUGUUAUACCAGAUCCUGCUGCCACCCAGCAAACCGUUUUCAGCUCGCUGCCGCCACAGCACCAGCAGUACCUGCUGCUGCAUCAUCAACAGCGUGCCGCUCCCAUCCUCGGCAGCAGACGACGCCAAGGUCCCGUUCCUGUGCUGAGCCACCCACCACCACCAACCUCUGCGACAGAGCGCCGGUCUCGGUCAAAUAUCGUGCGGAUCAACUACACGGACCUUGUACCACACCAGCAAGACAUCCUGUCUGGAUCGCACAUUAUGGACCAGUUCUUUCAAAUCUACGCUCGUGUUCGCGUGCUCUCCGCCAACCUGGAGCGUCUCGAGCAGGGCAAGGACCACAGCGAUGGGCCCGACGGCAAGCCCAACGAGUUUACCAUCGCGGAGCUCUACAAGCACACGCACGAGGUCAUUGAUGUCCUUGAGCGCGUCGUUGCGCUCAGGGGCGCACCCAACACCACUGCCACAGACUGCCCCCUCGACGCUACGGAUGCCGGCAACAGCAUGUUUACGCUGUCGCUGUACGCGCGGAUCCUGGAUCUUUUGCAGCGCGUCUUCGCCCUCGUCCGCGGCCUCCUGGCCCAGGCCGAUCCCAAAAAGGACGACACUUUUCCGUCUUGGCUCCUCCCCGAGAUGAACAUUGGCGCUGCGUCCAUCGGCGCGCAUCCUGCCUUUCACAUGUCCCUGACGGUGCAGCUGGCGAUGCAGUUCCUGUCGCGGUUUCGCGAGGCCACCGUCUACCUUGGCCUGAUCAACGCAGCAGCCACAAACGGGAAUGUGAUGUCUGGCUCUUCGGCACCGCCGGACCGUCGCGGCUCCUCUGAUGGCGUCAGCGCAGCCAGCCUUUCGUUUGGCGACAUCAAGAACAGGGAGGGCAAUCUCAGCAAGCUCCUUGGGCAGCUGCAGGAUGAGCUCAACAAUUUCAUGGACACUAUGGAUGCGAUUGAUGCCAAGGAGGAAGAGGACAAGAAAUAG